CCAGAGCUUCACAGCGGCAUCUAUUGCUGUUACUUUAUUUUUCGUUAGAAGUAGAGUAGACAACCAUUCAAGAUGCAUGAUACGAUGGUGCGGCUGGCCGACGUGUGGAAGACGUGCAACAAGAUCCGCGCGGCUGCCUUCCGCGUCGGCCUCAACCUCUGGGACUGGUACCGCCCUCUGGACCCGGAGGGCAACUCCCUCAUCUCUGAGUCGAAGUUCGUGUCGAUCCUGGCGGGCCCGCUGCGCGCCGUGGUGGGCCUCUCGGACGCGGAGAUCGCGCAGCUUGCGGACUACUUCCGCGCGCAGGACGGUCGCGUGCUCUACCACCAGCUGUGCCAGAUCAUACACGGGGAAGAUGCGGGCGGCCGCGACAAGACAUCGGCGGACUGCAUCCUGGAGGCAUGCCCGCCGCCGCCGGAGCCCGCCUGCCACCGCCUGGACAAGUGGCAGCUGCGGAGACUGUGCUGCCUGCUAGCCACCAUCGCCGACCGCGAGAUCCCGCUCAAACCAUACUUCCAGGACUAUGAACUGGUAGCGAAGAACGACGGUCGGAUAACGUUGUCCCACUUCGCGCGCAUCCUGAACUACAUCGGGAUCCUGGUGUCGCCAGAGGACUUCAACCUGCUCGUGCGCCGGUUCAUCAAGGACUCCUAUACCCUGGACUACGUCGAGUUCCUCAAAGCUGUCGAGGCUGUGAAGAAGGAGGGCAUCAAGGGACUGGGGCCGGAGUACCAAAACCCAGGAGCGCUGAUCGAUACGACGCUGCCGAAGCUGGUGCGGCCCGAGGUGGCGGCGGGCAUGUCCACGGCGCCGCUGGGGCCCACCGACGUGUUCCACCCCGUACUGGCGCAGCCCAAGCCCACCAGGCAGUUGGUAGAGCUCAUGCUGCGGGUCCAGGAGUACGUGCUGCAGAAGAGAAUCCGGGUGUCGGAGUUCUUCAGAGACUACGACCCCCUGAACUCGGGCCGCAUCGCGCCGACACAGUUCCGGCGCGCGCUGGACCAGUGCGGUAUCGGGCAGCAGCUGACGCCCGACGAGGUGCUCUGCAUCAUGAGGCACUACGUCGACCCCAACGACACGCAGCGCGUCUGCUGGCGGACCUUCGAAGAUGACUGCGACCAGGUGUUCACAAUAAAGGAACUAGAGAAGCACCCGGAGGUGCGGCCGGGCGGCGCGGCGGCGCUGGUGGCGGCGCUGCCGGCGCGCGGCUCGGCCGAGGAGCGCGGCGGGCCCACGGCGCCGCAGCUGGACCUGGCGCAGGCCGCGCUGCUGCGCGUGCGCGCCGCCUGCACCGAGCGCUCCAUCGACCUGCGGCCCGCCUUCAGCGACCAUGACGAGAACAACAACGGGCACGUGUCGCGCGCGCAGGUGCGGCGCGUGCUGGCGCGGCUGGGCGUGCUGCCCACGGCGGCGCAGGUGCGCGCGCUCGAGGCGCGGUACCUCGACGACUGCGGCUUCAACUAUGUGCAGCUGCUCAACGAGAUGGAGGUGCGCCCGGUGGAGAGCGCGACGAUCGCGGGCCCGUCGCCGGCGCAGCGCGCGUCCCCCUCGGCGGCCGUCGACCCGCUCGAGACAGACAUCGUGCAGAUCCUAGCCAAGAUCAAGGGCAAGAUGGUGCGCGAGGGCGUUCGUCCGUACGAGUUCCUGCGGCAGUUCGACCCCAACAAGGAGCUGGUGGUGCCCCGGGCAGAUUUCUACCGCGGGCUGGCCUCCGCCGGGCUCGCGCUCACACCGCUCGAGAUGGACACGCUCAUGGAAGUAUUCUGCGCGCCAGGGCGCCGGCGCUUCAUCGAGUAUCACCGCUUCUGCCUGACGGUGGGCGAGGCCCUGACGCAGGGCAGCCUGGAGCGCGCGCCCCUGCUGCAGCCGGUACCCCACGUGCCCACCGUGGACUCGCCGCUCAACUUCCUCAACUUCGAGGAGCGCUCCAUCGUCUCUGGAGCGCUCCAGAAGCUCGCCAAGUUCCCGGACCAAUUGUCGAAUAUACUCGAAGUAUUCAAGGACAUGGACCGCGAGCGGUGCGGCACGAUCCCGCGCGUGUCGGUGGAGCGCGCGCUGUGCCAGCGCGACCUGCUGGCGCUCGUGUCGGCCAGGGAGCGCGACCUCAUCUACAAGUGCUUCGGGUACCGCCGCGGCUGUGGCGACGAGGUGAACUACCGCGCGCUGGUAAACGCGCUGGAUCUCAUCUACGCGACGGCGAGUGCGCAGCCCUGCUAACCUGCGCCGGCGCACGCUACAGCCUCCUGUGGUAUUUCCCC
This is a messenger RNA of Pectinophora gossypiella (pink bollworm), 2258 nucleotides long. RefSeq lists its product as uncharacterized. The record is from RefSeq and is a predicted model, not a curated record. The transcript has 14 exons. The coding region runs from base 73 to 2217 and encodes 714 amino acids. Lineage: Eukaryota; Metazoa; Arthropoda; Insecta; Lepidoptera; Gelechiidae. Gene Ontology annotation, molecular function: calcium ion binding.